GAAUUGUGCCAAUGUAAGCCAUAAAUCAAGAUAGAACAAGAAAAAUCGAAUUUUGCAUGUAAUUUAAAUUAAUAGAAUGGCAAACAAAAGUGAGGGCAAUCAAAAAGUGAACCCAGUUAAAGUUCCACUAGAAACCGAUCAGGGUAUUCUAGAAAGCGAAGAACGAAAAUGGGGACUGCCAUUGAGAGAAGUUUAUAAACAUGGAUUAUCUUUUUAUAAAGACAAGGAAGGAAAAGCCAUUCACCUAAGUUACGAGGAUAGGCUAAAGCUUGUUGCUUACACUCAACAAGCUGCUCAUGGACCUUUAGACAUAAACUCAGCUCCACCACUCGGAGUUCUUGAUGUUAUUGGAAGAGAUAGGAGAUCAGCAUGGCAGGCCCUCGGUCAAAUGUCUCAGAUCCAAGCUAUGGCUGGAUUUAUACACACAUUAGAUAGAUUGUGUCCUAUGUUCAAACCAUUUUUAGAAGCUAUUCAAAAGGACUUAGAAGAUAAAAAACAGCAAGAACUAAAAAAAGCAGAAGAAGAAAAAGCACACAAAGAAUUGCAAAAUAGGAUAAUGAUAGAAAAGCAAAAGCAGGAGAGUUUAAAGUUAACGGAAGAGCAACAAGUGCAAAGAAUAAAAGAUGCAUUAAAUGCACAAACCUACGAGCAGUUCCUUCAAUAUGCACAAACACAGUUUCCAGGCAACUAUGAUCAGCAAGCGAUCCUUAUCAGACAAUUGCAGGAUCAACAUUAUCAACAGUAUAUACAGCAAUUAGCCAUGGAUCAAAGACUUGCUAAUUCAAAUCUUAAUUACAAGGAAGAUUCUGAUACUGAUGAUAAAAAUGAAAAAGAGAAUAGCACAAAAGAACAAAAUGUGAAUGAUAGUGAUGAAGGUUUUACUGAUAACAAAUCAUUACAGACAUCGGAGAAAAAUGAUAUUGAAUAUAUUGAAGAGACACAACAGGAACCAGAAGAAGAUGAAGAUACAGAAGACGACGGGCUGCCAGGGGUUGAUGAGGCUCGGAUGUGGACUCGGGAGGAUAUCACUCAGUUUAAGGAGUCCGCUCGUGCGGGUGGAGGUGUGCUGACUGUAGGCCACGGGGAAGCCGUCACUAUACGCGUGCCUACACACCCACUGGCUCACUGUCUCUACUGGGAGUUUGCUACUGACAACUAUGAUAUUGGAUUUGGAAUAUUCUUCGAAUGGAGCAAAUCAAUAACAACUGAUAUAACUAUACAUGUAGCUGAGAGUGAGGAAGAGGAAGACGCGGAUGAUGACACUUACGAUGAAGAAUACACAAUGUAUGGCAACACAGAUCCAGAAGUUGGUGGUGAGAGGCGUGUUCUUCAAAAUCAACGGCCGAGGGUCAACCUCGUAGUGCCAAUAUAUAGGCGAGACUGUCACAUGGAGGUAUAUGCAGGCUCUCAUAAUUACCCCGGUGAAGGCGUAUAUUUAUUGAAAUUCGAUAACAGCUAUAGUCUAUGGCGAUCUAAAACACUAUACUAUAAAGUCUAUUACACAAAGUAAUUCAAUAUAUUGUACUAUUAUACGAGUAUAUACUAGAAAAUAAAAUAAAUGGAUUAGUAAUUUUAACGAA
Melitaea cinxia (Glanville fritillary) is the source of this 1580-nucleotide messenger RNA. RefSeq names its product Golgi resident protein GCP60. The transcript has 10 exons. NCBI's taxonomy places the organism in Eukaryota, Metazoa, Arthropoda, Insecta, Lepidoptera, Nymphalidae. The coding region runs from base 77 to 1510 and encodes 477 amino acids. Gene Ontology annotation, cellular component: Golgi membrane. Gene Ontology annotation, molecular function: fatty-acyl-CoA binding. The record is from RefSeq and is a predicted model, not a curated record.